Messenger RNA from Culex pipiens pallens (northern house mosquito), 882 nucleotides. RefSeq lists its product as uncharacterized. The transcript is spliced from 2 exons. Gene Ontology annotation, molecular function: N-acetyltransferase activity. The coding region runs from base 97 to 816 and encodes 239 amino acids. NCBI's taxonomy places the organism in Eukaryota, Metazoa, Arthropoda, Insecta, Diptera, Culicidae. The record is from RefSeq and is a predicted model, not a curated record.
AAAUUAUCGUGACACUUCUGCUGUGAGAUAACACAUACUGACUGCCACAUUUACUUCGAGUAAGUCGUACUUUUUACACGUUCGCGAGGCUAAAAAAUGGGUUGGUCACGUCCGGAGCAACCUGCAAUCCCUAGGGUGUACUACACGUUCCGUGCGAAGGACGCUGACAGUGACCAGCUGGUGACCUAUCGAGUGGAAGAUCUCACCGAGGAUCGCUACGAUGACAUGAUACAGCACUUCACGGAGAACUUUGUGGACGAUGAACCGCUGUGUGAGAACCGUAAAGUGUCAAGCAGUGUCGAAGGAAUGAGAGAUUUGAAGCUGUUCUGGCACUGGUGUUUUACCCAGAACAUGACUCUCGUGUGCUAUAAAGAGGGAUCUGACGAAAUCGUGGGAGCGAAUCUUUUAGGAGUGAAGACCCCAGAAAAGUACGACUGGCAGCUGAAAAUGCAAAGCCAAAAAGAGGGUGACAUCCUUGCUGCCAACGAAUACUUGACGGACAACUUCGACCUGUUUGGGCACUACGGUGUGGACAAGUAUCUGGCAGCGUUUGGACUUUCCGUCAAUCGGCGCUACCGAGGACGAGGCAUCGCUACGGAGAUCCUGAAGGCACGAGUUCAACUGUGCAAGGCAUUCGGGAUCAAACUGACAACGACAAACUUUACCGCUCCGGGAUCGCAGCGAGCGGCUGCGAAAGCUGGUUUCAAGACGGACCUGGAAGUUACAUUCGAACAAUUUGCGAAAAUGGGACCAAAGUACUCCUUUCCUGGAAUCAAGUCACACAGUUUAAAGCUUAUGAGCAUGAAGGUUGAUUGAGAGUGGUUAAAAAAUUGGUAAACAUUUUUGAUUGAUAAAAAAAAUAAUAAAAACCACACCUUGAAA